Molecule: messenger RNA, 1659 nt
Organism: Talaromyces rugulosus
Lineage: Eukaryota; Fungi; Ascomycota; Eurotiomycetes; Eurotiales; Trichocomaceae
Exons: 3
Coding region: 1-1659 (552 amino acids)
Biological process (GO): NLS-bearing protein import into nucleus
Cellular component (GO): nucleus; cytoplasm; nucleoplasm
Molecular function (GO): nuclear import signal receptor activity; protein binding
Source: RefSeq, a predicted model, not a curated record
AUGGCCGAUCGCUACAUCCCAGAACAUCGGCGAACGCAGUUCAAGGCAAAGAACCAGUUCAAGCCCGACGAGCUGCGCCGUCGUCGCGAGGAACAGCAGGUCGAGAUCCGGAAACAAAAGCGAGAGGAGAACCUCGCUAAGAGACGAGGCAUCCAAACUAGCGAUGGCGGCAUUAUAGGUGGCCAGGUCGGCGCUGAUAGUGAUGAGGAGGAAGGUGGUGCCAUCGAAGGCGAGCUUAAUGUCGAACUCCCUGAGAUGGUCAAGGGCGUCUUCUCGGAGCAGAUUGACGAGCAGAUCCAAGCUACCACCAAGUUCAGGAAGUUGCUGUCAAAGGAACGCAACCCCCCUAUCGAGCGCGUCAUCGAGACUGGUGUUGUCAGCCGCUUCGUUGAAUUUCUUCGUUCCCCACACACAUUGGUCCAAUUCGAGGCUGCAUGGGCUUUGACCAACAUUGCUUCCGGCUCUGCCCAGCAAACACAAGUUGUCAUCGAGGCCGGCGCCGUUCCCAUCUUCGUCGAGCUUCUCAGCAGCCCCGAACCAGAUGUCCGAGAACAGGCCGUGUGGGCUCUGGGUAACAUUGCUGGUGACAGCCCUCAAUGCCGCGACUACGUCCUCUCUGCGGGCGCCCUCCGUCCUCUGCUGGCUCUCAUCAGCGAUGGCCGUAAGCUAAGCAUGCUCCGAAAUGCUACUUGGACCCUCAGCAACUUCUGCCGUGGAAAGACCCCCCAGCCAGACUGGAAUACCAUCUCUCCAGCUCUCCCCGUCCUCGCAAAAUUGAUCUACAUGCUCGACGACGAGGUUCUUAUUGACGCUUGCUGGGCUAUCUCCUACCUGUCUGACGGGUCCAACGACAAAAUCCAGGCCGUCAUCGAGGCUGGCAUUCCCCGCCGCUUGGUCGAGCUUCUGACCCACGCCUCUACCUCCGUGCAGACUCCUGCUUUGCGAUCAGUUGGCAACAUCGUCACCGGUGAUGAUGUGCAGACCCAGGUCAUCAUCAACUGCGGCUCAUUGCCCGCGCUUCUCUCUCUGCUUGGUUCCACCAAGGACGGUAUCCGCAAAGAAGCUUGCUGGACCAUUUCGAACGUCACUGCUGGCAACUCUGUCCAAAUCCAGGCUGUCGUGGAUGCCAACAUUAUCCCACCUCUGAUCAACCUGCUUUCCAAUGGCGACUUCAAGACUCGCAAGGAAGCUUGCUGGGCUAUUUCAAACGCUACAUCUGGUGGAUUGCAGAAGCCUGAUCAGAUUCGCUACCUCGUUUCACAAGGUUGCAUCAAGCCGUUGUGCGACCUCCUAGCAUGCCCGGAUAACAAGAUCAUCCAAGUCGCUCUUGAUGGCCUCGAAAAUAUCCUCAAGGUCGGUGAUAUGGACAAGGAGUCCGCCCAGGGUGGCGAAGGUAACCUCAACCGCUACGCUCUCUUUAUCGAAGAGGCUGGCGGUAUGGAGAAGAUUCACGAGUGCCAGAACAAUGCCAACGAAGAAAUUUACAUGAAGGCGUACAACAUCAUCGAGAAGUACUUCUCUGAUGAGGAGGAAGCUGGUGGUGAUAUCGAUGAACUUGCUCCUCAGCAGACACAAACUGGGUUUGCCCUCGGAACCAACCAGCAACAACCUGGCGGCUUCAACUUUGCCAAUGGUGGUGGUGAUUCGAUGGAUAUGUAA